This is a messenger RNA of Lontra canadensis (Northern American river otter), 939 nucleotides long. RefSeq names its product olfactory receptor 7A17-like. Gene Ontology annotation, molecular function: olfactory receptor activity; G protein-coupled receptor activity. The coding region runs from base 1 to 939 and encodes 312 amino acids. The transcript has a single exon. The record is from RefSeq and is a predicted model, not a curated record. Lineage: Eukaryota; Metazoa; Chordata; Mammalia; Carnivora; Mustelidae. Gene Ontology annotation, cellular component: membrane. Gene Ontology annotation, biological process: G protein-coupled receptor signaling pathway.
AUGGAACCAGAAAAUCAAACAUGUGUUUCAGAAUUUAUCCUCCUGGGGCUCUCAGAAGAGGUAUUACUACAGCCCCUCCUCUUUGGACUGUUUCUGUCCAUGUACCUGGUCACUUUUAUUGGGAACUCGCUCAUCAUUCUGGUCAUUAUCACUGACACCCACCUCCACACACCUAUGUAUUUCUUUGUCUCUAACCUGUCCUUUGCUGACAUCUGUUUCACCUCCACGACCAUCCCCAAGAUGCUGCUGAACAUCCAGACACAGAGAAAAGUCAUUACUUAUGCAGAAUGCAUCACCCAAGUAUACUUCUUCAUGCUUUUUGGAGAUCUGGAUAACUUCCUCCUGACUGUGAUGGCCUAUGACCGGUUUGUGGCCAUCUGUCAUCCUCUCUACUACAUGGUUAUCAUGAACUCCUGGGUCUGUGGGUUCCUGCUUAUGUCAUCCUGGAUCAUGACUGCCCUUCAGUCAUUGUCACAGAGCUUAAUGGUUUUGCGACUCUCUUUUUGUAAUGAUUUAGAAAUCCCUCACUUUUUCUGUGAGCUUAAUCAGUUGGUUCAACUUGCUUCUUCUGACACCUUUCUCAAUGAGGUAGUGAUGUAUUUUGCUACUGGACUUGUUGGUGUUGUUCCACUCACUGUAAUCCUCUUCUCUUACUCUAAGAUUGCAUCUUGCAUUUUGAGAAUCUCAUCAGCUGAAGGCAAAUGUAAAGCAUUUUCCACGUGUGUGUCUCACCUAUCAGUUGUCUCUUUGUUUUACUGCACAGCCCUUGGGGUGUAUCUUAGUUCUGCUGCUACACAAAACUUCAGGGCAAGUGCCAUAGCCUCAGUGAUGUACACAGUGGUCACGCCCAUGCUGAACCCUUUUAUCUACAGUCUCAAAAACAAGGACAUAAAGAAAGCCCUUAAAAGACUCUUUAGCCAAGAAACAUUCUCUACAUAG